This is a messenger RNA of Cyclocybe aegerita, 1233 nucleotides long. The record is from the annotation of a GenBank genome assembly. NCBI's taxonomy places the organism in Eukaryota, Fungi, Basidiomycota, Agaricomycetes, Agaricales, Hemipholiotaceae.
AUGUCCACAGGUUUGACCAACCCGAAAGUCCUCAUUGUUGGCGCUGGUCCUGCAGGACUCGUUCUCGCCUUAUCCCUACUCAAGAAUGGCGUCCCGGUUCAUGUCGUCGAGAAAUCCGUACACCCACGCAUUGGCCAGAGGAGACCGAGUUUAAUGCCACGAUCCUUGGAAAUUUUCGAUUUCUUUGGGUUGUCGGACGCUAUAUUGGCUCGUGCCAGGCGUGCUCCUCCAAUCAAUCUAUACGAGAUGCCAGAAGGCGUAGAGGUUAUGAUGGAAUUCGAGAUGUCACCGCAUAUUGACCCAACGCCUGCCUGUCCGUAUCUCGACCUGCUCCUCUUGGGUCAAGACGGCUUAGAUAGAAUUUUGCGAGCCGAGCUGAAGAAUCGCUACGGCACUGAGGUCUCCUUUGGCGUCGAAUUGGAAUCGUUCGAUCAAUCUGCAGAUCAUGUUGUCGUCCAGCUCCUCAAUCAUAGCACCGAGGCAAAGGUCGUCGAGCGAGUAGAAGAGCAUUAUGAAUACGUCAUUGGCGCGGAUGGUGCAAAGAGCGUCGUCCGAAAGGAGCUAGGAUUGUCUUUCUUGGGUAAAACCGCAGAAGAGAACUUUGUGAAAUGGCAUAUGUGGGGCGAAUUGGGUCAAGUUUUGGUGGGGUUACGACCGACCGAGGACCACGACGUGGUCAAUUUCGUCCUAGGAGGCAGCAAAUUCACGAAUCACGAAGAAGUAUGCUCGAGUGAAGAAUCUUUGAAGGCUUUCCUGAAGAAACAUUCUGGGAAUCGGGACGACAUAUGGGUGGAGGAGUUCAUCUGCUACAAUCAUUAUAGGGUCAAUAUUCGUAUGCUCGAGAAAUUCGGAGUUGAACGUGUGUUCGUCGUUGGAGACGCAGCACACAUCCACAGCCCUGCUGGGGGUCAAGGAAUGAAUACAGGCAUUCAGGAUUCCUUCAACCUGGGAUGGAAGCUUGCUCUAGUUCUUAAAGGUCUUGCGCCACCUUCGCUGUUGGACACGUAUAACGACGAGCGCCACCCCGUCGUCGCCGAGAUGCUCAACAUUACGACUGGGAUGCUCAACAAGAUGGUUGUUGCCAGUGCCGACGUCGGCUGGAGGAGGACGGGGCACAUCAACCAACUCGGUGUCAACUACCGCUGGAGCAGCAUCGUGGUCGACGAAGCGAAGGGAAAAGUCAAUGGCGGGAAACAGGCUUCGUCUACCUAUAACGUUGAGGCCUACCUAUAA